Molecule: messenger RNA, 846 nt
Organism: Alternaria atra
Lineage: Eukaryota; Fungi; Ascomycota; Dothideomycetes; Pleosporales; Pleosporaceae
Exons: 1
Coding region: 1-846 (281 amino acids)
Source: RefSeq, a predicted model, not a curated record
AUGCGACUCAUCUUCGUCUGUCAAUCUCUUUGGAUUUUUUCAAUUUGCCUGGUCAAGAUCUCGGUCGCCCUUCUCUUGUUACGCAUCAAGCAAACACGCACAUGGCGCAUCUUCCUCUACGGUACAAUCGUACUACUCAUUCUCACAGCCAUGACAUCAACGUUGUUCCAGUUUCUGCAAUGCCGGCCUUUCAGUAUAUACUGGGAUCCCAGCGUCUUCCUGAAAGGCGGUGUGGAAUGUGUACCCCAGGAGCUUAGAACAGGGAAUAUCGUCGCUGCGAGUGCUGUGCACGUUUCUACAGACCUCAUCUUUUCCUUUAUACCGAUAACCUUCAUUCGAAAACUACAUCGACCGCGCGGCGAGAAGAUCUUCCUAGGCGUACUAAUGGGUCUUGGACUGUUCGCUUCAUCGUUCGCUGUUUUACGUGUCGCUGGUGCGAACAUGAUAUACACAUCUCGCGACAUUUUCCGAAUAACGGUUAUGCCCACUCUGUGGUCGAUGCUGGAACUCGAACUUGCGCUGAUCGCUGCUACUGUCCCGACGCUCAAGAGCUUCGUGCAGAAGAGUUUCAUGAGUAUUGGUCGUUUCUUCUACGAUGAGAAGACCGAAACGCAGGUGCGAAACCGGCUUGUGGAGCUGGGCUUCCUUGAUGCGAAUAACGAUGAGUUUGUGGAGAUGGGGCGGAAGCUGUCGAAGCCAGAUAUUGGUGGUGAUGUUGAGACAUUCGGAAGUGCGCAGAGAUCGCGGAAAAGAAAAGACGAAUACGCGAUGACGGUCGAUGAUCGUACUGUAUCGGAAAGUGAGGGUCAUGGAAACACGCGAAAUUUGCGGGCGUUUGGGCCUUGA